AUGCUGUACACAAAGAUGGCGAGCCCGCUCGGGCUGGCCCGUUCCACAUCGGCAGCACGAAGCAUCUCGACAUUGAUGCGCCGCUCUGCCAUCGCAUCCGUCGUCAGCCCAUACGCUGCUGCCACUGCCUCUGCAUCGCGCAGCGCCCCUCUCGCCAUCAGCCAGUGCGCUCGCACCGCCUUCAGUUCCAACCUCUCCCAAUCCAUCCGUGCUCUCUCUCAAUCUUCCAACACCGCAGAGCCCGCCUUCGCCGCCGCCAAGGCAGCCGACGUGGAUCUCAACCAGCUCCCAAAAGAUGCGCAAUCGUCGGCUGCUCGCACAAAGGACGCCACCUUUGCUUCGCUUCGCGGCUCCAUCGACUAUAGCCUCCUCAAGGCCCUCACCGUAAAGCCAUUUGGCUACGAGACCAUGUCCGCGGUGCAGCAGAGCGUCCUUCACCUCCUCCCAGAGCUUGCCAGCGGCGUCGGUGCAAACUCCACGCCCAUGCCUGAUGGUCAGGGCAGGGACAUGCUCGUCAAGGCAAAGACCGGUACGGGCAAGACCAUCGCAUUCCUCGUUCCCGCGCUCGAAGCUCGCCUGCGAUCCAUCCAGGACGUCAGCAAGGGCCGCUUCUCCAAGCCUUGGCUCGACAUGCUCAAGCGACACAGGCCCGACCUCGACGUCUCCAGCCUCUCCAAGAAGGAGCUCGACGAGAUCACCAAGCAGUACGUCAACAACACCGUCGGUGCACUCAUCCUCUCGCCCACCCGAGAGCUCGCAACACAGAUCGCAGACGAGGCCAAGAAGCUCCUCACACAUGCUCCCGAUCUCAAGGUCCAGCUGCUCGUCGGCGGCGCCAGCCGCAACUUCCAGAUCAACGACUGGAGGAGGUCGAGGCCAGACGUCGUCGUCGCCACCCCCGGUCGCAUCCUCGAUCUGCUCAACGACGUCGGUAUGAUGCGCGAGGCCAUGACCGCCUGCCGCACCCUCGUCCUCGACGAGGCCGACACGCUUCUCGAGAUGGGCUUCCGCGACGAUCUCCAGGCCAUCAUGAAGCAUCUUCCCGCCAAGGUCGAGCGCCAGAACAUGCUCUUCAGUGCCACCGUCAGCCCAGAGAUCCGCGCCAUCGCGCGUGCCAGCUUGCAGCCCGACCAUCGCUUCGUCGACUGCGUGCCCGCGGGCGAGGAGAACGUGCACAAGCACAUCCCACAGUACGCCACCGUCCUCGAGACCGCCGAGGAGCAGAUUCCCCACAUUCUGCGACUCAUUGCACACGACCAGCUCGUCAACCCCGGCAAGUCCAAGACCAUCGUCUUUGCUCCCACCACCAAGAUGACCGAGUUCUUGGCCGACGUCAUCCGUGACGCCCAGCGCCACUUCCCGGCCCAAUCGAGCAUCUACGAGAUCCACAGCAAAAAGGACCAGCGCGCACGAUUCAACACCAGCGACCGCUUCCGCAAGGACAAGAGCGGCGCCAGCGUGCUUGUCACCAGCGACGUCAGUGCGCGUGGCGUCGACUACCCCGGUACCACCCGCGUCAUCCAGGUCGGCAUCCCCAGCAGCAAGGACCAGUACAUCCACCGCAUCGGCCGUACGGGACGAGCCGGCGCACAGGGCCGCUCCGACAUUGUGCUCCAAAACUUUGAACGCGGCUUCCUUCACUUCCAGCUCGACGACCUCCCUGUCAACCAGCUCCACGUCGACGACCUUGCGCAAGAGGUCGAGACGCUCGCUGCCAAGUUUGACGAGAAUCCCCAAGAGUUUGCUGUGCCCGACGAGGUGUUCGAGGCUGCCAGACAGGCUAAGAAGGAGCUCAAGAAGGGCGGCCGCGGCCGUGACAGCUUCAGCACUCCAGGCGCCAAGCCUCCCGCUGAGAUCCGCGGUCCUCUGACGGGCAAGUACGAAUCGAGCGAGCUCAAGCCCCUCAUCGCAAAGACGCUCGCCAACAUGGAGGAGUCCGAGGAGUCGCGCGAGGUGUUCACCUCGCUGCUUGGCUUCUACAUGGGCCGGGGCGACGAGCUGCGCACCAACAAGCUCGCCGUUCUCGACGGCCUCAAGCAGUGGUGCGUCCAGGCGGCCCGCAUGGAGAAGGCGCCUCACCUCAGCGACUCGUUCUUGCAGAAGAUGGGCAUGUCCAUGCGAGACAUGCGAGGCGGUUCGUCGUCGUCGCGUGGUGGUCGCGGUGGCAGCGGCGGUGGAUACCGUGCCGACAGCUCGCGAUCUUUCGGGCGUGGUCGCUUCAGCAGGGACGGCGACAGCCGCGGAGACAGCCGCGACUUCCGCGGCAGUCGCGACGGUCGUGACAGUCGUGACAACCGUGACUUCCGCGGCAGCCGCGAUGGUCGAGACAGCCGUGGCGGACGCAGCAACUUCGGUACCGGCCGCGACGCUCGCCAGAGCCGCUUCGGUAGCGACAGCAGCGCCAGCAAGUGGUAA
Moesziomyces antarcticus is the source of this 2415-nucleotide messenger RNA. Its product is annotated as DEAD-domain-containing protein. Gene Ontology annotation, molecular function: nucleic acid binding; ATP binding. Gene Ontology annotation, cellular component: mitochondrion. Lineage: Eukaryota; Fungi; Basidiomycota; Ustilaginomycetes; Ustilaginales; Ustilaginaceae. The coding region runs from base 1 to 2415 and encodes 804 amino acids. The transcript has a single exon. The record is from RefSeq and is a predicted model, not a curated record.